Drosophila hydei is the source of this 986-nucleotide messenger RNA. RefSeq names its product CRAL-TRIO domain-containing protein C3H8.02. NCBI's taxonomy places the organism in Eukaryota, Metazoa, Arthropoda, Insecta, Diptera, Drosophilidae. Bases 187 to 858 code for a protein of 223 amino acids. The record is from RefSeq and is a predicted model, not a curated record. The transcript is spliced from 2 exons.
CUUAAUUGAAACGCAAUAGGAAAAAGUGAAAAAAUAAUUUCUGGAGAACAAUUUUGUUGGUACGGCUGAUAAAACGUUAAAUACUUGAGCAAAAGCAAACAAACGUGCUCAAUAGACGCUGAAAUAGCCCAGGAGGAAGAAUUUAUUUGUGGCCAAAGCUAUCGUUAAUAUAAUAAUUGUCACAAUAUGUCAGCGGAGGAGCUGGCGCCAAUUAACGAGCAGGAUCUGAAGGACCUGAAAGAGCGCAUGAAACUUAUAGCCGACGCAGACCCAAAUCAAUAUCAAAACGAGUUCUCGCUGCGGCGUUACCUACGCGCCUUCAAGACUACAGAUGACGCAUUCCAAGCCAUAUUAAAGACGAAUAAGUGGCGUGAUUCAUAUGGCGUGGCUAAGCUUAACGAAAUGGACCGCAGCCACUUGGAGAACAAGGCGCGUGUUUUGCGACACCGCGAUUGUGUUGGCCGACCAGUCAUCUAUAUUCCAGCCAAAAAUCAUAGCUCUUCGGCACGCGAUAUUGACGAACUAACGCGGUUCAUUGUGUACAAUCUAGAGGAGGCAUGCAAAAAGUGCUUUGAGGAGGUCACAGAUCGUCUGUGCAUUGUCUUCGAUCUAGCUGAAUUCAGCACAACCUGCAUGGAUUAUCAAUUAGUGCAGAAUCUUAUCUGGUUGCUCGGCAAACACUAUCCCGAGCGAUUAGGCGUUUGCCUAAUUACAAAUGCGCCUGGUAUCUUCUCUACCGUUUGGCCAGCCAUUCGCAUACUGCUCGAUGAUAACACCGCCAAAAAGGUGAAGUUUGUCAACAAUGAGGUGGAUCUAUGUCAAUAUCUUAUACCGGAUAUACUACCGACAGACAUGUAAAGAAAUUUACAGCUUUGUUACAAUUAGUUGUAGGCAUACAUAUCUCUAUAUGAGGCACUUUUGACAUUAUACUGCAACUCGAGACAACGUGUACCUAUUAGAAACCAGUACCUAUUCGACUGUAUUUA